Messenger RNA from Gastrolobium bilobum, 726 nucleotides. RefSeq names its product galactinol synthase 2-like. Lineage: Eukaryota; Viridiplantae; Streptophyta; Magnoliopsida; Fabales; Fabaceae. Gene Ontology annotation, molecular function: glycosyltransferase activity. The record is from RefSeq and is a predicted model, not a curated record. The transcript is spliced from 4 exons. The coding region runs from base 19 to 726 and encodes 235 amino acids.
UUCGUGGAGUACAGCAAGAUGAUAUAUCUAGACGCUGACAUUCAGGUUUUUAGAAAUAUUGAUCACCUAUUCGAUCUGCCUGAUAAUUAUUUUUAUGCGGUGUUGGAUUGUUUUUGUGAUAAGUCUUGGAGUAGCACCCCGCAGUAUAAGAUUGGGUACUGCCAACAGUGCCCCGAUAAGGUUCAAUGGCCCUCUGAAUUUGGUGCCAAGCCUUCUCUAUAUUUCAACGCUGGUAUGUUUGUUUAUGAGCCUAAUCUUGACACAUACAAUGAUCUCCUGAAAACACUUCAAGUCACAGAGCCUACUUCCUUUGCUGAGCAGGACUUUCUGAAUAUGUACUUCAGGGCCAAAUACAAGCCCAUACCUAAUGUGUACAACCUUAUGCUGGCCAUGUUGUUGCGUCACCCUGAGAAUGUUGAAUUUGAAAAAAUUCAAGUGGUUCACUACUGUAUUAAUGAGUCUAAGCCGUGGAGGUUCACUGGGAAGGAGGAGAACAUGGACAGACAAGACAUCAAGAAAUUGGUAGACAUGUGGUGGGAAGUUUAUGAAGAUCAGUCGUUGUCGUUGGACUAUAAUAUCCCUGUCAAUAUGGAAAGUUUCACCGGGGCGCUUUUGGAAGCUGGUGACGUUAAGUUUGUGCCAACUCCUGCCUAUAUGCUUGCUUAUAUUUAUACAGCAAUUAAGAUAGACGUUAUUUGCAUUUUCGUUUUUGGGUCUUCUAAAUAA